CUGUCUUGGACCCUCUGGCCUCAUGCGCAUAGGUCAUCCCUUCCGACAGCUAAGUCUGAUACCUCUCUUGGCCGUCUUUGUACUCUGCUCCAGUGCAUUUGCGGCUUACGUCUUCUUCGCCCUUCGCACGCCCGGCUCCCUGUCUCGACGCCUCCGCCUCUUCGCCCCGUCAGGCAGCUCUAGCCACUACGAGGACCUGCGCUCGGGAGAGCAUCUGUCCGUACGACCGCUGGGAAACAGCCACUCCAGUACGCUCGAAACGUUCUCUCGGAUCUUCGUCAUCUCCCGUCCCGCCCGUCUCGACCGUCGUGCCGCCAUGGAGCAACUACGUCAAUCCCUUGCACUUCAUUGGACAUACGUCGAUGCUAUCUCACCCGACGAUACGCUUGUGGCGAAAAUAGGUGGUUGUGUACGGUUUUUACGGCGACAAAACCCUCACCAUCUCUUUGAAUGGCCUCCGGACUUCGAUACUCUGUCUCGCGCACCUUUAUCAAUUCAACCUACAUCGUCUUCCCCUACGCCUCUCACCUGCGCGGUCACGAACCACAGCGACGGCGUUGACUUCAAACCUUCUCUACCGGCCUAUAUGCUGCUCACCCCACCGAAGCUUGCUUGCUGGUAUUCCCAUCUUACGGCGAUCUUCCGUUUUGCUGGUGAAGUCGACCGCUCUGGAGGUCCUGCGCUGUUCCUUGAGGAUGACGUCGACAUGGAGCGCGAUGUAGGGCGAAGACUGGAAGUUCUUUGGCCGCAAUUACCGAGCGAUUGGGACAUCGUAUUCUUGGGUCACUGCUGGUCUAACGAAUCACGUUACCCAGCCGUGGGGUCGUCCAACUUUGUGGAGACCACGGUUCACCCUUCCUUCGCCCCCAAAUGCACCCAUGCAUACGCUCUCAGCCACACCGGUGCUAUUCGCCUUCUUCUCCAUCUGCUUCACCCACCCUUCGCAUAUUCUCGCGCCCUCGAUCAAGCGUUUUCGUGGCUCAUACAGAGCAGCCGCCUCAGGGCCUAUUCUCUGGUUCCAAGUGUUGUGGUGCAGCGUAGAGCAGAUAAGAGUGACAUUGAUGGUGGUCAGGAUGGUUUAGGAAGUAGGUGGCAGGACCAUCUGCAACAUGGUGUAUUAUCUUUAUAG
Molecule: messenger RNA, 1129 nt
Organism: Dichomitus squalens LYAD-421 SS1
Lineage: Eukaryota; Fungi; Basidiomycota; Agaricomycetes; Polyporales; Polyporaceae
Exons: 3
Coding region: 23-1129 (368 amino acids)
Source: RefSeq, a predicted model, not a curated record